Molecule: messenger RNA, 2869 nt
Organism: Nilaparvata lugens (brown planthopper)
Lineage: Eukaryota; Metazoa; Arthropoda; Insecta; Hemiptera; Delphacidae
Product: basic salivary proline-rich protein 3
Exons: 6
Coding region: 1-1227 (408 amino acids)
Cellular component (GO): extracellular exosome; endoplasmic reticulum-Golgi intermediate compartment
Molecular function (GO): calcium ion binding
Source: RefSeq, a predicted model, not a curated record
AUGCCUCCAAUAGAUCAAGAUCUUGACGGCAACGGCUACUGGGACCAAGAGGAGGUGAAGAUGCUGUUCCUGAAGGAGUUGGACAAACUCUACCAAGCUGGAGUCCCCGAAGAUGACAUGAGAGAGAGAGCCGAAGAGAUGGAGCGCAUGAGAGAGCACGUGUUCCGUGAAAGCGACACCAACAGAGAUGGACUGAUCAGUUUCCAAGAAUUCAUGGAUCAAACGAAAAAGCCAGAGUUUGAGAGGGAUGAUGGCUGGGAAUCUCUGGACCAGCAGCAGAUGUACACUCCCGAAGAAUACGCUGAGUUCGAGAGGAGACGCCAGCAGGAAAUCGAGAAACUCAUCAAGGAGGGAAGAUUACCUCCACAUCCAGGCAUGAUGAUGCCUCACCAAGGACAGCUACCGCCACACCAUCAGGGUAUGAUGCCACCUCCACAAGGACAGCAAUAUUACCAAGGACAUCCUAAUCAGUUCAAUGAACAGCAAGGUGGGGGUCCUCAACAAGGUUACCAACAAGGAAUGCACCCUCAACAAGGAAUGCAACCUCAGCAAGGAAUGCACCCUCAGCAAGGAAUUCAAUCUCAACAAGGAAUGCACCCUCAGCAAGGAAUGCAACAUCAAGGAAUGCAACCUCAGCAAGGAAUGCAACCUCAGCAAGGAAUGCAACCUCAGCAAGGAAUGCAACCUCAACAAGGAAUGCAACCUCAACAAGGAAUGCAACCUCAGCAAGGAAUGCAUCCUCAACAAGGAAUGCAACAGCAAGGAAUGCCACCUCAGCAAAACAUUCAGCCUCAACAAGGUGGUCAUCCUCCACAGGGCAACUACCCUCCCCAAGGAAGUCAACCUCCUCAGCAGCCCAACUAUCCACAAGGUGGAAUUCCCCAGCAAGGAACUGCCAGUCCACCUCAAGGCGGAGUGCCUCAAGGCUCUUUCAAUCAGCACUCUAGUACCCAGCCUCCCAGUGUUGCUCCUCAGGGCAGUUUCCCUCACCAGCCUCAGCAAGGCUAUCCUCAGCAGCCGCCUCACCCCAACUCCCCGCAAUACGCUGCAAAUAUGGGCAGUCCUCCGCAGGUGAAUCAGGGGGCGCCGCCAUCUCAGAACAAUUUCCAUCACCCGAAUGCCAUGCCACAGGGCCAACCCAACUACAUUCCAAACAAUAUCCAACAGCAAAAACCGGUGCAUCCCAAUUCAAAGGAGAUCAAUGCCAACGCCAUACCCCAUUCAUAGUUCCAGCGUCAAUUAAUUCAGUCGGAAGGAAAGCAUAACUCUUUCGGUACCGCUCAGAGAAUAGGAACUAGAUAAGUUGUGGUAAACCAUGAGUCUGAUCUACCUGUUCCAUGAAAAAAAACGACAUAACAUCAAUUUACUUCACUAUAUUUUUUUAUUAUUAUUUUAUCAAUAUACCUGGGCAAUCCUAGACCAUUCGUGCAACAUUAGUAUUUAAUUUUGAUUUCACUCACAAACUACCAUUUAAAACUACUUAGAUACUAAUUCAGUUCAAAAACUAAGUUGUUAUCAAACUACUAUUUCAGUUCCAACUAUGUAGAAGUAUUGAUAAUGGAACUGUUGGAAACUGUUUGUGCAUCAUUGUUCAACAACUGGUCAGCAAUGAAUGCGAAAUAAUUUAAGUGAUGCUAUUUUCAAAGUUUUGCUGGAAACAAAAUCUAAACCUUUGAUUUCUGAAGAAUCUAUUUUCUGAUACGAACCGAGUAUGAGGAACUUCAUUUACUACAAUAUUAAUAACAAGAUAUAUUUAUAGAGAUCACGGGUAUGAUUACACUGCCAGGUUCAGUGAUGAGGAAGAUUUGAUUGAAUUUUUAAUUUUAUUUAAUCAUCAUUCUAUUAUUGCUUCAGUGCCCUAUUAAGUACAAUAGCUGACCUUGAGGUAAAACCAAACUUCUUGCAUUUGAGAAAAGAAAGAUCUUAGUGUAAGAUGUUCACAUCACCAUAAAUGCAAACUAUAGAAUGGAUCAUUUAUAUUUCAAAUUAAAAUAAUCCUCAAUGCUCAAAAUUAGUACAAAGUUACAUAACUCCAUGAGAAAAAUGGAAUUUCUCCACAUUGGCUUUUGAGGAAAAUUCUAUUUGUAUGACGAUGUUUGAAACCCAAAUACUAGUACAAAUCUAGAUCUUGAGAUUCAAUAUUUUUAUGAAUCUUGCCAUCUUAUUUUCCAUAUUAUUUGAUAACGUUCUUGUUGAGUUGUGGGAAAAUGUCUACUUGCAAACUUAUUUCGUUCCACAUACUUAUUUACUUGGUUGUAAUGGCAUUCUCAGUAAUCAAAUUUGAACUUCUAUUGUGAUAUUUAUUCGUAUUUCGUAUUAGUCAAGUGCAUUUGGUAAUUUUAUUUUGUUUGGCAUCAGCCGAUGACCAUCAUGAAUUCCUUUAUUAUAUGGCUAAGAGCAACGAUAAUCUUUCCUAUCCAUAAAAGACUUACAAAACAAAACAGUGUACAAAAUAAUGUAUCAGAGACGUUAGCAUAGUCGUUUAUUCUCUUACAAUAAUUUUUACAAGUACUUGUCAUUUCUUUUCUUUGUAUUUUUGUAUUCUUAUUUCUUGCAGUUCCUAUUGUCACAAAUCGUCAUUCACAAAACUGUAUUGACAUUCUGAGUGCCGGUUGCACGAAAGCCGGUCAAAUUUUAACAGUAAUUAAUUUCACGAGAACCAAUCAGAGAAGCCGACUUUUCUGAAAGGUCUUCUCUGAUUGAUUCUCAUGAAAUUAUUCACGGUUAAAAUUUAACCGGCUUUUAUACAACCGGGCUUUAGCUUUGAUUUCUCUCCAAAUCCUUGUAACACGUCUUGAAAUCUCCUUUUCUCUCAAUUAUCUACCUUUCAAAUUUUUGUAAAUCAUUUUUCAGGUUGUUUCAUAAAAAA